CUGUCUCUCUCUCCCCACCUGCUCUCAUUAAUUACUUUUUCACAUCGAUAAUAAUAAACAAAACUAAAUUGCUACGUGCAGACAGCAAAAGGUACGUUCCAGAGAUCCUACAAUUUUACUAAACAUUUAAUUCUCAAGUAAACCCCAUUUUCAUACUCUCUCUUGCUAUUUCUUCUUCUCCUCCUCCUCCUUCAUCACUAACAUUGGGUCUUCGACUUACAAAACAACAGCUAGAACUGGAGAAAAUGUCAGCUCAUCUCUCCAAGACAGACUCAGAGGUGAGCAGCCUAAGUCAAUCUUCACCGGCAAGAUCGGAUCGUCGCCAAGUCUACUAUGUGCAGAGUCCAUCCAGGGACUCUCAUGAUGGUGAAAAGACCACUAACUCAUUCCACUCCACACCGGUGCUCAGCCCCAUGGGCUCACCUCCUCACUCUCACUCCAACUCUUCAUUAGGCCCUCAUUCCUCCCGUGAGUCUUCUUCAACCCGCUUGUCUGGAUCCAUGAAACCACAGCGUAAGCACGACGGAUCUCGCAAGGGUCGCAAGCCAUGGAAAGAGUUCGAUGCCAUUGAAGAAGAAGGCUUACUUGAUGGUGAUGGCGCCCACCAGGACUUCCAUCGUCGUCGUUGCUAUUUCCUCGCAUUUGUGGUCGGCUUCUUUGUGCUUUUCACUACGUUUUCUUUGAUCCUUUGGGGUGCUAGUAGACCUCAAAAACCUAAAAUCACCAUGAAGAGCAUAUCGUUCAACGAAUUCAGGGUUCACGCAGGUACGGAUUCCUCGGGAGUGAGCACCGAAAUGGUGACGAUGAACUGCACAGUGAAGCUCACGUACCGUAACACAGCCACAUUUUUUGGGGUUCAUGUAACAUCAACACCUUUAGAUCUCUCUUACUCUCAGCUCACUGUUGCCACCGGAACGAUGCGGAAGUUUUACCAAUCAAGAAAGAGCCAAAGGGCAUUAACUGUAGUGAUGUUAGGUAGUCAAAUUCCAUUGUAUGGAGGAGGGGCUAGCUUGGGUAGCCUGAACGGUGAACCGACUCAGCCGGUGCCAUUGACACUAAACUUCAUUGUUCGUUCCAGGGCUUAUGUUUUAGGUAAGUUGGUGAAGCCCAAGUUCUACAAGAGGAUUGAAUGUUCAGUCACCAUGAACCCAAUGAAGAUGAGUUGGGCUAUUUCACUGAAAAACAAGUGCAUUUACAGCUAAUAAUUCAAUAGACCUGUACUUGUAUCAGUUGUGUUGAUUUGACGGCUUGGAAUAAUUGUGAUAGAAAAAUAUGGGUGGCCACGCAAAUUUAGAUUGGAUUAAUCCCUCCUGUGGGAAGACCCAAUGGCAUUGGAAACCUAGUAGUGGUCGGUGGUUUUUUUACUUCAUAGUUUUUGGCCCUCCAACUCUAAUAUUUGCUUGCACUUUCGUAAGUUAUAUAAACGAGUUUUGAUGCUUUGCUCCAAA
Gossypium arboreum is the source of this 1448-nucleotide messenger RNA. RefSeq lists its product as uncharacterized. The coding region runs from base 246 to 1202 and encodes 318 amino acids. The record is from RefSeq and is a predicted model, not a curated record. The transcript has 3 exons. Lineage: Eukaryota; Viridiplantae; Streptophyta; Magnoliopsida; Malvales; Malvaceae.